Meriones unguiculatus (Mongolian gerbil) is the source of this 5606-nucleotide messenger RNA. RefSeq names its product AMMECR nuclear protein 1 (gene Ammecr1). Bases 58 to 1044 code for a protein of 328 amino acids. The record is from RefSeq and is a predicted model, not a curated record. Lineage: Eukaryota; Metazoa; Chordata; Mammalia; Rodentia; Muridae. The transcript is spliced from 6 exons. Gene Ontology annotation, cellular component: nucleus.
CCGCCAGCUCGCCUCACUUAUGGGUCGGAAGCGCUGCGUGAGGGAGACUGUUCCAAGAUGGCGGCGGGUUGCUGUGGGGUGAAGAAGCAGAAACUGUCCAGUUCGCCCCCCUCAGGCUCGGGCGGUGGUGGUGGCGCCUCCUCCUCCUCCCACUGCAGCGGGGAGAGCCAGUGCCGAGCCGGGGAGCUAGGACUAGGAGGCGCCGGGACGCGGCUCAACGGGCUGGGCGGGCUGAGCGGCGGCGGUGGCGGCGGCGGCUGUAACCUCUCUCCCCCCCAGGGCUGCGGCGGCGGCGGGGGCAUCUCGCUGUCUCCACCUCUGAGCUGCGGAGUGGGAACCCUACUUUCUACUUCGGCCGCCGCCACCGCCUCCUCGCCGUCCUCCUUGUCCUCAUCCCCGGGCUCCCGGAAGAUGGUGGUGUCAGCGGAGAUGUGCUGCUUUUGCUUCGAUGUGCUCUACUGUCACCUGUAUGGAUACCAGCAGCCCCGGACCCCCCGCUUCACCAACGAGCCCUACCCACUGUUUGUAACAUGGAAGAUUGGUCGAGACAAAAGAUUGCGUGGAUGCAUAGGGACUUUUUCUGCCAUGAAUUUGCAUUCAGGACUCAGGGAGUACACACUUACCAGUGCCCUUAAAGACAGCCGUUUUCCACCAAUGACAAGGGAUGAGCUGCCACGGCUUUUCUGCUCGGUGUCUCUGCUCACUAACUUUGAAGAUGUCUGUGACUAUUUGGACUGGGAGGUGGGUGUGCAUGGCAUUAGAAUAGAAUUCAUCAAUGAAAAAGGAUCAAAACGCACCGCCACCUACCUACCGGAGGUUGCAAAGGAGCAAGGAUGGGACCAUAUUCAGACCAUAGACUCCUUACUGAGAAAAGGAGGAUACAAAGCUCCAAUUACUAAUGAAUUCAGGAAAACCAUAAAGCUGACCAGGUACCGCAGUGAAAAGAUGACCUUGAGUUAUGCUGAAUACCUUGCUCACCGCCAGCAUCAUCACUUCCAAAAUGGCAUUGGGCAUCCCCUUCCGCCAUACAACCAUUAUUCCUGACACUGAGCCGCACAACCAGUCACUGGGCCUCUCUGCAGACCUCUUCCCAGGAGACCCUACACCUUCUUGGUCUAGCUAUCUCUUUUACUGUACUAUUUUAUGAUGAUAGUUUCCGUUGCCAUGGUGAAGCUUCAACAUUGUGAGUUAAGUGCAUCAUGGUAACGGGUAGGAGAAUGGUGUUCGUUAAGAAGAUUCUGUUUUGUUAUUUUAGAUCACUGAUUUUUUUUCUUUUACUUUUCUUUUUCUUUUUCUUUCUUUCUUUUUUUUUAGUAGCACAUACAGCUUUUGGAGUUUUCUUUCUUUAAAAUAUUAGGUAUAUUUUUGCUUUGCUAUCUCAAACAGGUUUCUGUCUUUUUUCUUUUCUUUUUUCCUUUUUUUUUUGUUUCCUCCUUUAUUUGACUGUGGAUGGAAGAAAGUAUGCAGUUUUUGAGGAUUUAUUAGGUUUGCCUUUAGUAUUCUUCAGUAAGAUAGACAUUUUUUGAUAGCUGAGUUGGAGAUUAAUUCAUAACAAAUUCAGGUAUUUGUAUAUUUCUCUUCUCUUUGUUAUGACAGAUUAGUACGUGGGUCAAGUACACAUUUUUCCCAUAGUUAAAAUAAGUGAGCUUUAGUUUAAGUAAUGAACAUUUGAAGGUCAGUGAUAGGGCUUGUCACAGAGAGCAAGAAACCGUGUACGCCUUCUGUGCUGGUUAUUGUAGAAGAGACUGCCUCGUGCUAUAAAAUCACUUUACAAACUAAAACACUGUUUUAGGAAAACACGAGCUACCUUUCAAAUGGGCUGCAGAAAUCAUUUUGAAAGGCAGCAGAUAUUAAGAAGAGAUCAGAUGCAGAAUUUAGUGCCUUGGAGAAGACUAUAAUUAAGUCAAAUUAAGAGGGGUAUAAAAAGGCAAUUUAGAGAAAUAUUCUUAUAAAAUUUUAUUGUUUCUAUAUAAGAAACAGCACAUUAAACAAAUUCCUUACUCCAAAGUAUUUUUUUAGCUGAAAAAAAAAUAUUUUGAGCAAAUAACCAAAAAGACAUUUGUCUAUUUUGUAUUAAUUUAAAUUUAUUAGCUUUAAGUUUCAAUGAGUCAUAAUUGGUCAGAGACAACUUUAGCUACUAUCUAAGAUGUGAUAAAGAUAAUCUAGUAAAACAAGUUCAUACACACUAUGAUUUCAGAUUUGUCUACAUGGAGUCAAUGCUGAGUUUCAGAGAUACUAUAAAGAGUUUAAAUCUCUUUCUGCACUAUAUACUUUUAAUAGAAACACAUUUCUAUGUUGACAGAUGUUGUGUUGGACCUGCAAAGAUGGCAUUCACAAGUAAAAACAAGGAAAUCAUAAAAUUUUCAGGCAAAUGAUGGAAACUAGAGAAGAUCAUCCUGAGUGAGGUAUCCCAGAAGUAGAAAGACACACAUGGUAUACACUCACGUAUAAGUGGAUAUUAGACAUAUAAUAUAGGAUAAUCAUAGUAAAGUCUGUACACCUACAGAAGCUAAGCAAGAAGCAGAUAUGUUAAUAAGAGCCCAGCUCAUUUUCAGAGCUUUUCCUCCCAUAGCACAAUAAAAGAGAGGUUACUGAUGUCAAUGGGAAACCCUUAUGUUUAUCCCCACGAAAGCCCACAGAUGAUUCUGGCAAAAGAUGACCUUUGUUUAUGGUAGUGUGUGUGUGUGUGUGUGUAUGUGUGUGUGCGCGCACACACACAUACACACACACAUGUAUAUAUAAGUAUAUAUGUAUAUAUAGAUAUUUGGGAAAUAUAUAAUUUUUUCAAACAGGAAGUCAAUAUAACAAGUGAUGAGUGAAAUUAUGCUGCAGAAUAUAUAUUCUAAAACUAUGACAUACAGGUGAUUAUUGAAAUGGUCAAGCUUAUACAUUUAAAUGCUGUGACAAGUGACAGACUGGUAGUUCGAAAAUCCUUUUUUUAGGUAAUUGGCUGAAUUCAUUCUCCUUGCCAACAGGGCAAAGAACACAGCUUCAGUUUUUUAUGGGAGUUCUUCAAAGUUUGGAAUUCCUUCAUCCACAGCAACCAUUGGUGAAGUAACCAUUUUAAGUUAUGAUGCCUUAACUAAGAAGCCAGUUGCUAGCCUGAAAGGCAGUCUCAGUAGCCAGUUACAUUGAAUGCAGAAAAAAACAUAAGCUGCUGGGCUUUAGAACAAAUGAACAAGCUUUUGUAGGUUCUGUUGUUUCUACUUGGACACAUUGUGGGGAUAGAGUAGUCUUUCAGUAUAAAAAGCAAGUGGCUACCUGACAUUUCUUGCCCUUAUAGGGAAAGUGAGCACAAGCUGAAUUGUAUUGUCUGCUGAAAAAAAAAAGAAAAAGAAAAGAUAAAUAGAAAGGAAAGAAAAAAGUAAAUGUAAUAUACAAACUGAAGAGAGGCAGAAUAGACCAAUAUUGUUGUGAAAUCUCUUAUCCAUCAUCUCAUCAUUUCAACAGCUCCCCAUCCUGGGUGAGCUUAUGGCUAUUUUUGGUUUUUUGUUGUUGUUGCUGUUGUUUUUAAAGAAAAGAUCUAUCACAUACAUAUAUGCAUGUAUGUUACAUAUACUUACACAUGCAUACAUGCAUAUGUGUGUGCUCAUGUAUUUAAUGGUGCUAAUCAAUCUUGAGCAGGUCACGUGACUGGUCAUGCGGACUCUAAAAUCAUAUCAGAUUUUUUUAAAUCCUUGAUAUAUGCAGAUGUUAUACAGAUUUUCUUACCAGUGUAAUAAUGUUAUACUGAAGAAUAACCAUCCUGCAGGCUUCAAAGGACGAGGUCAGCAAUAUUUCCCACCAUGGCUUGGGGGAAAAGGAUAGUUUUGUCUCCUUUUGUAUUCAAGUUGAUGCACAGUGCAUUUUGUGUCUAAGUAACUGUUGACUAAAAGACUUUGUAGUGUAAAGGGUGUUAUACAAACUAUAAUGGUGUGCUUCAAACAAAAAAAUGCUAGGCCCUUUCACUUUUGUUGUAUAUUACGAAGCUGUUAAAUAUGUGGUUUGAAAUACCUUUGAACAUGUGGAAAUAUGUAGCAUGUGUCUUUAACUCAGACAAAGAUUCUAAUUGCACAAGUUGUGUUCUAGCCAGUUGUGGUUUAUUUGUUCAGAAACACAAAUGUGAAUUGCACUCUUUAUCACCAGAAUAUUGUGUAAGUUCCGUGAUCUUUAAACAGCUCAGAAGUAAUACUUGAACUUCAAUUGAGUAGCACAAAGUUUACAGAGCCCCUUUUAAAUGUUAAUUAGUUCCAGUUAAGUUUUACUUUUUUUUUUCUUUUUCCAAAUGCAACUGGGUAUUUUCUUGGAAAACAGUGUGUAUUUUAUUUUGCUACGUAGCAAAAGGCUUCCACUUCUGGAAGAUGUUAUUGUUCUUAAACAAGGUCAGCCAGGUACCAGAUUCUAAAAGAACACCCCCACCCCCUUAAGUGGCCUUCUGAUUGCACAAAUGUGCUGCUACCCUCUCCAAUCUCCCCUAUCCUGAGGAGGUCAGUAAAAGUGAUGGAGGAAGUGCAAGGCUUGCUCUCCCAACCCUCACCCCCAUCCCUUACCCAGGAUGUCCAGUCCAAUGCAAAUGGUUCCAUUGCACACAUACAGCACACCGGAAGUUUGUAUACUGGCCUCUUUUCCUGUCUUCAAAUGUGCAAGAAUUCGAAAUUGUCAUCUGGAAUAGGUUCCAUCUUUUAUGUGUGUUAGAUCAAACCAAAGAAGCCCCCAGCCAUGCCCAAAUGCUGCUCCAAAAGCCUGCCUUCCAGUCCUUACAAAAACCUUGCAGGAUUAAAUGUGUUAACUUUUUUAUUUUUGUACAGUUUCUAAGUGAUUUUUUGCUAGUGAUGUUAAACUGAAUUAAGUUUAUUUGAGGAGUGUGAGCACCUCCUCCGUUUAAAUAAACUGGUGACUUUCCUUUCAUUUUUUACAAGUGGAAACCCAUUGUGUGCCUCUCAAUUUAAGGGUUUCUGAUUACAUUAUUCUUAAGACCAGCAUUGAUCCUUUAUAUACAAAGAUAUGUUUUCCUUGUUUUUUAUUACUGUUUCAGAAGAAAAUGAACCUUUUAUUUUGCUCCAGACCCAGUAACUGCGCUGGUACAUAGACGCACUGAAAAAAAGAAAACUAAACAAACAAAAAUACUUUUGUAACCACCUCUGACUGCUUUUGUAUAUCAAAGUUGAUUACUUUUGAGAUAUUUGGAUCUAGUUUCUAAGUUAUUUUAAUGUUUUAUAUGUUCCCCAAAAUUACUUUAAAUCAGUCACCAGCAUAAAAAAAUUUUGAUGAUGCAAUGGUGAGACUUGUAAUGAGCAAAAAGCUACCUGGAGUAGCUCUUCCUUCUUCUUAGUAACCUGGUUUUUUUGAUUAGACUGGGACAUCACGGAUUAUCUGAAACCCUUUCCUUAUAACUAGGUCCUCCCUCCUUCCACAUUGAAUUGCUUACUAGUUUGAAGAAGCUAUUGGAAGUGGGCAUUUUAUAUGACAUGUAUGGCUUUAAAAUAUUAAAAAUGAAGAAAAAAGAAAAAAAAUUAAAAGGUUUAUGUGGGUCUGUAAGGUAUGGCUGUGGAAAGAUAUUGUAGUAGUUUUUGACACUAUUGUUAUUACCUUUAAAAUCAUUUACCCAAUAAAAUGUUAAAACUGAA